This is a messenger RNA of Annulohypoxylon truncatum, 475 nucleotides long. RefSeq lists its product as uncharacterized. The transcript has 2 exons. The record is from RefSeq and is a predicted model, not a curated record. The coding region runs from base 101 to 373 and encodes 90 amino acids. NCBI's taxonomy places the organism in Eukaryota, Fungi, Ascomycota, Sordariomycetes, Xylariales, Hypoxylaceae.
ACUGCCCCUAUUCAUCACCGAGCCACGGCCAAUCUAAUCGUGGUACGCUAGAACCGGAGAAAUAACGAACGCCUCAUAGAAGAUAUCCACCGAGAUCAUCAUGAGUGAUUCCAACAACGAUAACGGUGGAUCCAACGCUGGUUUCCUCGGCCACUGCUUUCGCUCAUGUUUCGGCGGAAUAUCCUCCUCCAAGCUGAACCAAGAACACGAAAAAUCACAUGAAUUGAAGGAAUCUUCAGAUCAGAGACUUACCAGUACUACCGCCCCUACGCAACCUCCGGCUCAGACGCCGUACGUGCCUCGACACGCCAAAGAUUCGUUCCUGAAAACUACUACCACCCCCCAAAUAAAGAAGGCGAACGAGAUCCUUUAAGAUGCGUUGUUUCGCCUCUUGAAUCGUCUCGUACGAUAUCCCAAACGUGAUAUUUCGCUGCCUGUUUCCAUAUAUAAUAAGCCGGCUGACGUGGGACACGGG